Molecule: messenger RNA, 453 nt
Organism: Penicillium odoratum
Lineage: Eukaryota; Fungi; Ascomycota; Eurotiomycetes; Eurotiales; Aspergillaceae
Exons: 4
Coding region: 1-453 (150 amino acids)
Source: RefSeq, a predicted model, not a curated record
AUGGCAUCUACCCAGGAUACAUGGAGAAGCUCUGGUAUUCCUCCACGGACCCAAAACUUCACACGGACAAGAAAUAACCCGCUGAAUACGACCUUAAUCAAUGUAUCGCGUCAAUCUGGCAUCGUAGAGCAGUCAUUCGCGGGAUCCAAGCUAUGCUCUGGCGAAGAUAGCCAGGCUCACCAGUUUGCUCGCGCCCGUAAUGCUCGCCUGAUAAUGAGUAACACCAUCCCUGAUAUGCAAAAUCCUGCUACCAAGCUAUACUGCAUUUGGUAUCCAGAACCUGCAUCGGAAGAAACCUACCGCGAGCUUGCCCUCGGCCGCGUAUGUGCUGCUGCUUCGUUUACGAAUCUUUACAAAGAUUUGGAUCUUCUGCCAGACGUAUCUAUUGCUGAAGAAGCCUGCAACGCUGCUGAAGACGCCGAAAUCUACAGAAUUAUUAUGUUGGCCCCUUAA